AUGUCAAAAACGACAACGUACCUUUCGUCAGAUUUUCUGACCUCCCACGGUGUGCCGAUGACGAAGCCUCUCCGCGAUUGGUUGAAUCGGGCGGCGUAUUUACUGAAGACGAGAACAAAUGAGGCGGAUCGACGCAAAUACGAACGGUGGGCGGUGGGAGUUGUGGAGGACGCCCUGCGGGAACCCGGUGGAAUUGAGGGAAAAGAUUGGAGCCGCAUUUCUCCCGUGAUGCCGGCCAAUGCCGUCGAUAGGGAACCAACCUUUCUUCAGAAUAAUAAUAGCAACAACAACAAUAACAACAACACUGGCAGCGGCAGCGGUGAGUCUGCUGUUAAACCCACACAUGUGGAUUACCGCAAUGCAUUGUUUGCAGAAGCCAUGAAACGUGCCCCGUCUGAACUCCGUUCUUUUGUUGUGCAGGCGUUUGGUGUUGUGGAUGCUGAAGUUGCUGCGGGUAGAAGAAGGUAUGAUCUGGUCACUUUCAUAGAAGUCAUUCGGGUUGCUCAAGAACUGCAGUACGCCUAUCGCAGACAGAUGGAGCUGCAACAACAACAACAAGAGCUGCAAGAACAACAACAACGACGGCAAGAGCAACAACAACAACAACAAAACGGAGCUUCCCAAAAACAAAUAGUGUUAACAAAACCAACAGAAUCAUUAACAAAUUCUUCACUCUCUACAAAGGCUCCAAGACAUUCUCAUGAAGCCGAAAAAUCGCGCAAAGCACGUCGUACAGAAACUAAUUCCCAUCGAGAGGAUUAUAAUAGUAUGGAAUCAUCCUCACUCCCAGUAGGAUCCUCACGUACAUGUGAUUUUUUCAAAGAUCUCGUAUCUUGUAAUACGCAAUCCGCAUCAACGGCUUCAUUUGUUGGAAAGUCAAAAGAGUUAGAACGAAUGUAUUCAAGAUAUGAACCCACAGCAGAAGAUAUUCGUCCUCGAGAAGUUCUUAUAAAAGCUCUUUCAUUUGUUCUUGCAAAGGCUAAUGCAAAAGAAAAACAAGAAGGUUUACUUGCUUCUGCAAGAUAUUUACAUGAACAAUUAAAAGGGAUGAGACAAGACCUUCGUGUACAAAAUAUUGUUGAUGAAUUUGCUGUUGAUGUUUAUGAAAAACAUGCCCUUAUAUGUUUAGAACUUGGAGAUAUUGGAGAAUUUAAUCAAUGUCAAGCUUCCUUAAAGAAGUUAUACGAAGGUCUCCCUGAUACCACAAGAAAAUCGGUAUCAGAUUUUUUUUGCUAUCGCCUUGUCUAUCUUUGUUUAGGCGGACAAUAUGAUGCAUUGUCAACAGAGUUAAUCAGUUACACAAACAGAAAAACUCAAAAAAAUGCUUCAGCACGAGUAAAAAAAAGUGAUGUAUGUCGAACCCUUAGACUGUGUACGGCAUGUGAAGAGGGAGAUUGUUUUACCAUAUGUCGUUUACUUAUGACUCUUCCUCAUGGAAUGCAUUUACUACUAAAGAUUUAUUUACAAAAAUGUCGUCUAAAGUGGUUGAGAGAAUUAUUGAGUUGUAUACGGGGUAUGGUGUCCAUGCGCUUUAUCAUGGCAUGUCUUGGAUUUACUCCAGUUGAGGAUACCAGGCAGAGUGAAGAGACAAAAGAGACCCAAGUUUUCUGGUUAGAUGGAUCAUAUGAAGAGGCAGAGGAUGCUCUUAAGAAAUUUUUUGAAAUGAUAAAGUUUUCCACACCAGAGAGUUUUUCUUUCCAGCAUGAAAUUCAACGUGACACAGCAAAGCGACAUCAUGAUAAGAAAGGGGGAGAUGUGCGUGGGGAUGCAGGUGUAGUCGCUGUAGAUGCUACCCUUCUGUUUAAAUGCGUUGACGAUUAUGUCUCCUAUCUUGGAACUCGACACGAUGCUCGUCUUAAUAAUGCUGACUAA
This is a messenger RNA of Trypanosoma theileri, 1872 nucleotides long. RefSeq lists its product as uncharacterized. The transcript has a single exon. Bases 1 to 1872 code for a protein of 623 amino acids. Lineage: Eukaryota; Euglenozoa; Kinetoplastea; Trypanosomatida; Trypanosomatidae. Gene Ontology annotation, cellular component: nucleus. The record is from RefSeq and is a predicted model, not a curated record.